Messenger RNA from Closterium sp. NIES-67, 1432 nucleotides. The record is from the annotation of a GenBank genome assembly. Lineage: Eukaryota; Viridiplantae; Streptophyta; Zygnematophyceae; Desmidiales; Closteriaceae.
CAUCCGCGUGACAGCUUCGUUACACGCACAAUUCUUGGUGCGAACCUUUUGGAAUGAACGACCGAAACGUUUUUUUUGCUGGGGGGUAAUUAUCCCACGAUCAUCGCGAGCAACUAGUCUCGACAAUCACAACGGCAGCAGGAGAGUACGGAGGGCCAGAGCGGCCGCUUUACGCGUGGCUGGCUAAUGGCUUUCGUCGCCGCCUCCGCCUCGUUAUUCGCGAAACGCCGUUCAGGCACCUUCCAGCUAAUGACUUCGUUAUUGCGCUGCAUGAAUAGGCACCGUUCGCCGUUGUUCCUUAGGCAAGUCGCGAUCGUACGAGACUGCCAGUGCUAUGAAGGCGUUUCACCUGCUGCUCCUGGGGGUCUCCUUCCUGGUUCCCCUCUGCGGAGCCGCAGCGACGGCAGCGAGAAGGACGGCGAGUGAAGCGCUGUGGAAGAGCUUGCUGUCCGACGGCAUGUACCCGACUCCUGCAGUUGAGCCCUCACCCCAACUGCUGCUUCCCUGGCGGCUCCAAUCGCUGCUCCCAUCGCUACCGUUGCUGCGCGGUCAUCCGUUCCGUGGCAGCCGGAAGCAGGUCCUGGCGGGGUCAGGCAACACGAUGUACCAGCAGGAGAAGAACGCCGGCAGCAUCAACAACCAGGGCUCCGUCAACAACCAGCGCUCCAAGGUCUACCGAGACGGGCCCGGCCUCGGCAGCGCCUCCACGGUGCAGUCCAACUCGCAGACGCAGCAGGCAGACACCAAUCCGGUUACCACCACCGUGUCGGUUGACUCGCCGUCUGUCUCGACCGAUUACACAGGCUCGGCGAACGGCCUUUAUGGCUUGGCCAGCUCGGGAUUGGGCUCAGUCCCGGGGUAUGGCACGGGGAUUGGUCUGCCAGGGAUUGGUAUUCCGGGAGGCGCGGCUGGCGUCGGGGUUGGAAUCGCUCAAGCUGCGCUGCCCUUUUCCAGCGGCGUUUUACGGCAGGAUGUGUCGCCGGUGUGCGAGUCUCAGCAGUCUGGUGGUGGGUGCAAUGAUGGGAGCCGGAUCCCACUGUCGCGUGCUAGUGGGCAGCCGGCUCAAACGAUCUCUUCUAUCCCCUCUGGGGCAGCUUGAAGGGCAUGUGUGCUGUCCUGCAUUGGCUUGGUCGCUUGGCUCGUUCUGUGGGUAGCUGAAGCGGAUGUUUCCAUGUGGUGUUAGGCGAGGAUGUCAAGAAAACAGACCUCUUUAUCUGUGCACUUGGCGAGUUGACACAUCGAGUGCUGGUAUGAUGUGCCUUGCUGGCCUUGUAGGCAACAAACCUUCUCACCAACACCCGAUGAAUGGUUGGGUUGGGUGGGGAGGGGAGGGGUCGAUAAUCGAGAAGUUGUAGGGGAAUUUGUGCUCUAGGAUUGUAUAAUAUUUCCACAAUUAUAACGGUGCAGUGUAGAAAAAAUUGUCACCGAAAUG